Messenger RNA from Acomys russatus (golden spiny mouse), 1655 nucleotides. RefSeq names its product Meis homeobox 3 (gene Meis3). Gene Ontology annotation, molecular function: RNA polymerase II cis-regulatory region sequence-specific DNA binding; DNA-binding transcription activator activity, RNA polymerase II-specific. Lineage: Eukaryota; Metazoa; Chordata; Mammalia; Rodentia; Muridae. The transcript is spliced from 13 exons. Gene Ontology annotation, biological process: eye development; positive regulation of transcription by RNA polymerase II; brain development. The record is from RefSeq and is a predicted model, not a curated record. Bases 206 to 1390 code for a protein of 394 amino acids.
GGGUUAAGCGUCUCCGCGUGAACUUCCGGAUGUGACACAGGCCGGGCCCGUGUGUGAGCGGAGAAGGCGCCGCCGUCCUCGGCCGCGAUCGGCGGGUCUCGGCUACUUAGAGACCCCCGGCACCCGGCGGGGGACCUCGGGGACCUCCCGCCGCGAUGAGCCCCAGGCCGUGACCGCCCGAGCCCAAGACGCACGGCGCCGGCCCAUGGCCCGGAGGUAUGAUGAGCUGCGCCACUACCCCGGCAUUGCAGAGCACACGACAGCCCUGGCCAGUUUCUCUGAGGCAGCACCUUCAGUACCUCGAGCCCCUGGACCCUAUGGCCCACACCGGCCUCCCCAGCCCCAAGCCCCAGGCUUGGACAGUGACGGCUUGAAGAGAGAGAAAGAUAACAUCUAUGGACACCCUCUCUUCCCGCUCUUGGCCCUGGUCUUUGAGAAGUGUGAGCUGGCCACGUGCUCGCCCCGCGAUGGGGCCUCUGCUGGCUUGGGCUCACCCCCAGGCGGUGACGUCUGCUCCUCCGACUCCUUCAAUGAGGACAUCGCCGCCUUUGCUAAACAGAUCCGCUCCGAGAGGCCGCUGUUCUCUUCCAACCCGGAGCUGGACAACCUGAUGGUCCAGGCCAUCCAGGUACUCCGGUUCCACCUGCUGGAGCUGGAGAAGCCCUGGCUCCCCUGGGUGGCCCCCCCCAGUACCCCGCUGCCCUCCCAGGUCCACGACCUGUGCGACAACUUCUGUCAUCGCUACAUCACCUGCCUCAAGGGGAAGAUGCCCAUAGACCUGGUGAUCGAGGAUCGGGAUGGUGGUUGCAGGGAGGACCUUGAGGACUACUCGGCCUCCUGUCCCAGCCUCCCAGACCAGAACAAUACAUGGAUCAGAGACCAUGAGGACAGUGGGUCUGUACAUUUGGGGACCCCGGGUCCAUCCAGUGCAGGCCUGGCUUCCCAGAGUGGGGACAACUCAAGUGACCAAGGAGAUGGGCUGGACACAAGUGUGGCCUCUCCCAGUUCCGCAGGAGAGGAUGAAGAAUUGGAUCUCGAGCGUCGACGGAACAAAAAGAGGGGGAUCUUCCCCAAAGUGGCCACCAACAUCAUGAGGGCUUGGUUGUUCCAGCAUCUCUCGCACCCGUACCCCUCAGAAGAGCAAAAGAAGCAGCUGGCCCAGGACACCGGGCUCACCAUCCUGCAAGUAAAUAACUGGUUUAUCAAUGCCCGGAGACGGAUAGUGCAGCCCAUGAUUGACCAGUCUAAUCGCACAGGGCAGGGUGCAUCCUUCAACCCUGAGGGCCAGCCCAUGACAGGCUUCACAGAGACUCAGUCACAAGUGACAGUCAGGACACAAGGAUCAAUGGGGAUGAAUCUGAACUUAGAAGGAGAGUGGCAUUACCUAUAGAGUCUGGGGUCAAAAAGAGGGCCCUGGCCUCUGACUGUGACCACCAGCCUUGUACCUAAUUGGUCCCCGUUGGUCUUUGGGCUCCAGGACUUCACCUCCAAAGCUCCCACCCCAUUCAACGCCUACCUCCCUGGGGCCCCGAGAAGCUUGGGGACCCAAGAGCCCACUUGGGGGUCUCUCAAGAGCAAAGACAAAGCCUCCAGGUCCUGUACCCUUCUUCUGUCCUCCCCUUUGCCCAGGACCUGAGCUAAGAACUGGGCCAAGG